AACAAUUGGUGUAAUCAGCAAGUAUGGGGGUUCAAGGACUCUGGAAGCUGCUCGAAUGUUCUGGAAGACCAAUAAAUCCAGAGACAUUAGAAGGGAAGAUCCUUGCUGUCGAUAUAAGUAUUUGGCUGAAUCAAGCAGUAAAAGGAGCAAGAGACCGCCAAGGAAACGCCAUCCAAAAUGCUCAUCUGUUGACAUUAUUCCAUCGACUUUGCAAGUUGCUGUUUUUCAGAAUACGCCCUAUUUUUGUAUUUGAUGGUGAAGCCCCUCUGCUGAAGAAACAGACUCUGGCAAAGAGGAGACAGAGGAAGGAUGUAGCAGCCAACGAAGUCAAGAAAACAAAUGACAGGUUGCUGAAAACCUUCUUGAAAAGACAAGCUAUUAAAGCUGCCUUGUCUGGAAACAAGCAAAGCAAUGAGGCGCUUCCUAGUCUUCCCAAAAUACGGAGAAAAGAAGAGGAGGAUAUUUAUGCUCUAGCCCCAUUAGAAGAGAAUGAGAGAAAUAGUUCUGAAGAGGAAGAAGAGAAAGAAUGGCAGGACAGAAUGAAUCACAAGAGGAUUCUUCAGGAAGAAUUUUUUGCUGACCCACAUUCAGUGGAUGUAGACUCUGAGGAUUUCACCAGCCUUCCUCCCGAGGUGAAGCAUGAAAUCCUGACUGACAUGAAAGAGUUCACCAAACGAAGAAGGACAUUGUUUGAAGCCAUGCCAGAGGGGUCUGAUGAUUUCUCCCAGUAUCAGCUGAAAGGGCUGCUGAAGAAAAACGAUUUGAACAGGUGCCUCAAUAAUGUACGGAAAGAGAUGAGCCAGCAGCACGUGGGGGAGGUCCGCGCUCAGUUUGAGACAGACGGGGGAUUUAUGAAAGAGGUCGAGUGCAACCGUCUGGUCUCAGAGGACACUUCUCAUUAUAUUCUAAUUAAAGGGAUUCAGUCAAAGACUAAAGAUAAAAAGGAAGAUAAUGCAGAAGAAGCAACACCCUCUAGUUCACAGGAUGCAACACCAAAAACGUACCUUGAUUUUAAGUUGCAAUCCGCUCAUAAAUCUAAAAAAACUAAAUACUCUGUUCCAGAAGCUGCACCACCCUCCCCAAGAACACUGUUUGCUAUCCAAGAGGCAAUGUUGGAGAACAUCUCUGAUGAUGAAGUUCAUGAUAAUAAGGUUCCCAAAAAGGACCCUUCUAAAUCUGUCUGUACAAUAGAUGGUAGUGUCUCCCCAAGAACCCUGCAUGCAAUUCAACAGGCUCUUGCUGAGGAUGAAGAAAUGGUGAACAGGAAGAGGUCUGUUGUGAUAAGUGAUGAAGAAGAGGAACAGCCUAGAGCUAAAGUGCUGAUUAUCAGCAGUUCAGAUGAGGAGGAUGCUUCUCUGGUCACUCAAUUUGGAGCACAAACAACCCCUAUCAUACCUGCUGCAAGGGCUGAAUUUUCACCCAAACCUGCCCAAGAUAAAUCAAAUGCUAGCAAUGAGAAAUCACCACUUAAUUCAGUGUCUAAUCUGAAACACAGUAAAUCACUUUCAAAACUGGUUGCAUCACCAUUAGGAGUAGAUUUUGGUGCACAUUUAGUAAAAAGGAAUAUCUUUCAUUCACGGGACACACCUGUGGAUUCAUCUUUGAAAAGUCUUUCAAGUGGUUUUGUUGCAGGCUCUCCUAUGAAGCCUUCUGUGGCAUUAGAAAGCCACCAACUAGAAGCUUCCACAAAUGUAGAAGGUGACAUGGUCAUUUCUUCUGAAACAAAGACCAUCAAAAUAAAAUCUCAUGGCCAAGCUGAUUUUCAGACAAUUGGCAAUGAAAGUAAAGGAAUUCUUCAGUCAGCAACUGGUAAAGUAAUGAGUCACAUCCACCUACCUAAGGUAUCUUCAUCAGGGGUGUUGUCUACAACCAACAAGCUGUUAACUGAAAUAGACAUCGAAGCUCAAAGUCUACCAGAUGUGGUCCUACUAGAGCAAAAGGUCACUGAGUCCAAAGUGGAAGAUUCCAGCAGUCGGCAGCCUUCUUCCAGCAAUGCUCCAGACAUUGCCUAUGUCCCUAUGACUCCAGAAAGUAUUCCUGUUACUGAGGGAGACUCCGACGUAGAAAAAGAAGUGGAUUCAGAUUCUGAUGGUAGCUUCAUUGAAGUAGAAAGUGAUUUAGGUGAUGGUAACUCCCAGUUGGUACAGGCACCAGAAACUUCUAAUGAUAUAAUUCCUGUAACAACCAGUAGGGGAUCUGAUCUUGCCACGACAUCACAGAGCUCUGGCACACAUAUAGAGAACUCUCUUACAGAGAAUGACCAUGCAGGUGGCCAGGAUGUUGAACUUCAGCAGAAUGAAGAAUCAAGAGAUGAAGAAGAUGCAGUCAAUGAGUGGCAAGACAUAAGUAUGGAAGAAUUGGAGACGUUGGAGAAUAAUCUAUUUGUUCAGCAAACCUCCCUCCAGGCGCAGCGACAGCAGCAGGAACGCGUGGCUGCAUCUGUUACAGGGCAGAUGUAUCUAGAAAGCCAGGAACUCUUGCGUCUGUUUGGCAUCCCAUAUGUUGUUGCCCCUAUGGAGGCAGAAGCUCAGUGUGCAGUUUUGGAUCUAACUGACCAGACUUCAGGGACUAUCACAGAUGACAGUGACAUCUGGUUGUUUGGAGCACGGCAUGUCUACAAAAAUUUCUUUUCUCAGAAUAAAUAUGUGGAGUACUACCAGUUUUGUGAUAUUCAGAAUCAGCUAGGCCUGGAACGCUCUAAACUUAUUAAUUUAGCUUACUUGAUGGGCAGUGACUAUACAGAAGGAAUAUCCUCUGUUGGCUUUGUGUCUGCCAUGGAGAUACUGAAUGAAUUUCCUGGACAUGGGCUCGAGCCUCUGCUGAAAUUUAAAGAAUGGUGGACAGAGGCCCAAAAGAAUAAGAAAAGUAGACCUAAUCCAAAGGAUACUAAAGUAAAGAAGAAACUGCGUGAUCUAGAGCUACAUCCUAGUUUCCCUAACACGGCAGUAGCUGAUGCAUAUCUAAAACCAGUGGUAGAUGAGUCAGAAGGAGUUUUUUCCUGGGGGAGGCCAGACCUUGAACAAAUCCGAGAAUUCUGUGAAAGCCGCUUUGGUUGGUAUCGCUCAAAGACAGAUGAAGUGCUUUUACCAGUACUAAAACAGUUAAAUGCCCAGCAGACCCAGCUCCGAAUAGAUUCUUUUUUACGCAUAGAGCGGCAUGAGGCCCACACUCUGAAAAGUCAGAGGCUGCGUAGGGCUGUAACCUGCAUGAAGAGGAAGGAGAAGGACAGCGAGACUGCAGAAGUAGAGGAAGCCACUGCCCUUUUGGAGAAAGAUGAUGGAAACCAGAAAGGAGCAAAAUCUUGUAAAAGUGGUAAAAAAAAACUGAGUAAAAAGAUGAAUGAGGCUGAACCAGAAAGUCCUAAUACUGUGUGUGUGGAGGGGGGGUUUAUUGGCUCCGGUUUAAGACCCAUGUCUCCUGAUAAUAAAAACUCAUCUACUAGCUCUGACAGUGACUCAGAAGCAAACUCAGAUGCAAGAUGUAACAGGGGACCAAAAACAAGCAAAGACAGCAUGGCUGCCCCACUUUUAAAGAGAGAUAAUGUAGAGACAAGCAGCUCGAGUGAGAAUGAAGAGAAGGUGGUGCUUGUGACUGCCAAGCCAGUGUUUCAGGGCAAGAAUAAAAAGCCAAGAACUGUGAGAGGAAGAAAGAGAUGAAUCU
This is a messenger RNA of Nanorana parkeri, 3660 nucleotides long. RefSeq names its product DNA repair protein complementing XP-G cells homolog. The transcript has 15 exons. The record is from RefSeq and is a predicted model, not a curated record. Gene Ontology annotation, biological process: nucleotide-excision repair. Gene Ontology annotation, cellular component: nucleus. Lineage: Eukaryota; Metazoa; Chordata; Amphibia; Anura; Dicroglossidae. Bases 24 to 3656 code for a protein of 1210 amino acids. Gene Ontology annotation, molecular function: DNA endonuclease activity; single-stranded DNA binding.